CUUCCUAAAAGUGAUGCUUCUUGUCAAACUAAAGCACUAAUAUUAUCAUAAUGCAGGUCCGAAUGUAAGGAAGGAUUGGCUUAUGCACUUGAUCCAACUUCCCUUGUGCUCUGCUCUCAGCUUCCUUCAUCUUUCACUAAGAAUGGAACACAAAAAUAUGAUUUUGACCCUAUUCAAUUCAUCACUCUUACUCUCUUACAUCCUAUUUCAUAUGACCCUCAUUUUACUGUGCCCAAAUGCCACAGCUGGCGCUACUUUUGGCUUCACAAACGAGACAGACAAGCAAGCCUUGCUAGCCAUCAGCGAUCAAAUUCUUGAGGAUCCUUUCAAUGUCCUCCGCUCAUGGAAUGAUUCUAUCCACUUUUGUAGUUGGAAAGGAGUCACAUGUAGUCAUUGGCAUCAGAGGGUGACAAUCCUAAACUUGUCUUCCCUGGAAUUAGUCGGUUCCUUGUCUCCUCAUAUGGGAAAUCUUACCUUCCUCAGAGGGAUCCAUCUCGAGAACAAUAGUUUCAGUGGCACAAUCCCUCAAGAAAUUGGUCGACUGUUUCGGCUUCAACAUCUUUCUCUUGACAAAAACUCUUUCCAAGGUGAGUUCCCUACCAACUUGACUCAUUGCUCCAGCAUUACUGUCAUCAACAUGUCUUCAAACAAUCUUCUAGGAAAAAUUCCUAUUGAGCUAGGGUCAUUGUCUAAUCUCUUAGAAUUGCGUCUUUCCAAAAAUCUUUUCAUUGGCAAUAUCCCACCUUCUUUGGGAAAUCUUUCUGCUCUUCGCACACUUGAUCUAGGUUAUAACAAUCUAGUGGGAAGCAUUCCUUUUGAGCUUGGAAAGCUUUCUGACUUACAGUAUGUUCAGUUGGGUGCCAACAAUUUGUCUGGAAUGGUUCCUCCUCCACUUUACAGUAUCUCAUCCAUCUCUGUCUUUGCUCUAGUUCUCAACCAGUUAAGCGGAAGGCUCCCCAAAGAACUGGGAUUGACCCUUCCAAAACUACAAUAUUUCUUAGUUGGCGGUAACCAAUUCUCUGGGCCUAUUCCACCAUCAUUGGUUAAUGCUACAGAACUUGUUAAGUUUGAUAUAGGUGAGAAUUUUUUUAGUGGGUAUGUACCAAUGAAUUUGCAUAGCCUUCAAAAUCUAGAUAGGCUAAGUAUUUUUAGUAACCGACUCGGAACUAAAAAAGCCAAUGACUUGAGCUUCCUUGAUUCAUUAACCAACUGUUCAAAUCUACAAGGUCUACUUUUAGGUGGGAAUUAUUUUGGAGGUGUAUUGCCCAAUUCAAUUGCAAAUCUAUCCACCAGUCUCACCUCACUGUGGAUAAAUGUAAACUACAUAUCUGGAAGCAUACCACAGGGAAUAGGGAACCUCGUCAACUUAGAAUUUCUAGUAUUGGAUACAAAUAUGUUCAGCGGAAGCAUUCCUGAAUCUAUUGGGAAAAUUUCUAAGUUGCAGCGACUGUACAUUUCCAUAAAUAACAUAUCAGGAAAAAUUCCGCCAUCUAUUGGCAACAUGUCUCAGUUGAGUAUUCUUGGAUUAGGACAAAAUAUGCUAGAGGGAAGAAUACCUGUUUCUUUGGGUAAUUGCACAAGGCUAGAAGUAUUGGAUCUUCAACUGAAUCACCUCACUGGUGCGAUACCCGAGCAAGUUAUUGGACUUUCUUCUCUUACAAUUGCUCUCUCCUUGAAUCAAAAUUAUUUGACAGGACCACUGCCCUCACAAGUGGGUAACUUGAAAAAUCUUGGACAAUUAUAUCUCUCAGAAAACAAACUUUCUGGAGAAAUUCCAAGCAGUCUUGGUGAUUGUCGAGUUUUAGAAACCCUGCAUAUGGAGGGUAACCUUUUCAAAGGUACUAUUCCAUCAUCUUUACAGCAAUUAAAAGGAAUUCGAGACCUAAAUCUUUCUCAUAAUAGUUUGUCUGGACGGAUUCCAAGCUUUCUAGGCGAGUUCCGAGUGAUUGAAUAUCUAGACCUAUCUUAUAAUAAGUUUAAGGGUGAAGUUCCAAAUGAAGGAGUGUUCAUGAAUGUCGGUGCAUUUUCAAUUGUGGGAAAUGACAAACUUUGUGGAGGAAUCAAGGCAUUGGAAUUGCCUGCAUGUCCCACACAAGGGGAAAGAAAAAAGCUGUUCCCCCGUAAAGUGAUAAUUCUUGUGACAAGUAUCACUCUUUCUACAAUUUUGUUGAUAGCAUGUGUUUCCGCUGUUUUUUACCUCAUCAAAAGGUCAAAACGAAAGUCUUCCAUAGAUUGUCCAUUAGGAAGUCAGUACCCAACACUCUCUUAUGCAGAACUUCAACAUGCUACCAACGGAUUCUCUUCAGCAAACUUGAUUGGUGCAGGGAGUUACGGUUCUGUUUAUAAAGGAAUUCUCAACUCUGGUGAACAAAUUGUCUCUGUGAAGGUAUUCAAACUUCAACUACUUGGAGCCAACAAGAGCUUCUUGGCUGAAUGUGAAGCCUUGAGGAACAUUCGCCACCGCAAUCUGGUCAAGAUCAUCACAUCUUGCUCAAGCAUGGACUUCAAAGGAAAUGAUUUCAAUGCUUUGGUCUUUGAGUUCAUGCCAAAUGGGAGUUUAGAGAGCUGGUUACACCCAACUCAAUCUGUGCAGCAGGAUCCAAAGAGCUUGGAUUUAAUACAAAGGCUGAACAUUGCAAUUGAUGUGGCAUCUGCAUUGGAUUAUCUUCACCAUCAUUGUGAAACAGCACUUAUUCAUUGCGAUCUAAAGCCAAGCAAUGUUCUUCUUGACAAUGAGCUCUGCGCUCAUGUGGGUGAUUUUGGUCUAUCAAGGUUUCUUGGAGCCGCAAGAGGUAAAACCAAUCAUUUGCAAUCUAGUUCUUCAAUUGGGAUUAGAGGAACAAUUGGCUAUGUCGCACCAGGUAAUGUUCUAUCACAUAAUUAUUGCAUAAUUAUAUACACCUCCUUUUGGUACAUACUCUACGACACUUGAGACUCUUUAAAGUUUUUGUUUUAUUGUAUUUUAUUUUCUACUUUUGUGUGCGUGUGUUGUUGUUGUGGUUGUCUCAGGAUUGGCAUACUUAGCAUGUUUGAAAGUACUAUUAACUUUGCUAAGAACAAUUAUAUAUGACCAUGACUUGUUGAUUAUCACCCAGAAAAACCUGCAUAUGAAUUGUAGACUUGAUGGUUGACUACCUGAUAGAGUUAUCCAUGGUACAAAUAAAUCUUAAGUGUCUAAAUAAUUUUUUUCCUUAGGUCAGUCAGGUCUUGUUGAAUAUUGACUUUGUGGUUCCUACUUAGCAUA
This is a messenger RNA of Cornus florida, 3244 nucleotides long. Its product is annotated as probable LRR receptor-like serine/threonine-protein kinase At3g47570. Bases 83 to 2932 code for a protein of 949 amino acids. NCBI's taxonomy places the organism in Eukaryota, Viridiplantae, Streptophyta, Magnoliopsida, Cornales, Cornaceae. The record is from RefSeq and is a predicted model, not a curated record. Gene Ontology annotation, cellular component: plasma membrane. The transcript has a single exon. Gene Ontology annotation, biological process: hormone-mediated signaling pathway; protein phosphorylation. Gene Ontology annotation, molecular function: protein binding; ATP binding; protein kinase activity.